AUGGCGACCCUCAAACCACCAACAAAUACCCACCGAUCCUCCUCCUCCAGCUCCGGACCACCAAAAGCACCGCUAAAAGCCGACCCAACAGCCACAAUCGCCGACAACGUCGUCUUCCAGGGAAUAUACCCAGUGACCAUCGGCGCCAACACAGUCAUCCACCCCCGCGCAAAAUUCUACGCCUUCGAAGGCCCCAUAGUAAUCGGCGAUGGCUGCAUAAUCAGUGAAAAAGCCACGAUAGGAGCCCCGCCAACUUCAUCAAGCCGAUCUACCUCACCAUCACCAUCUCAAAGUCCAACCGAAUCAACCCCCACCCCCAAGAAAGAAUUCAUGAUCCGCAUCUCAUACUUUGUGACAAUUGGCCCAUCCUCUACCAUCGAACCAGGAGUGCAUAUCCACUCAUCCGCAACAAUCGAAGCAUUGGCGAUUAUCCGUCGCGGAGCGGACAUCGGGUCCCAUGCGAAAGUAUGCUCUGCGUGUGAAGUUGCCGGCGGAUCAGUUGGCGAAUGGGUUGUUGUUUAUGGAUCCGGGCCUGGGAUGAGGAGGAAGAGAGCGCGAGCUGCGAAGCCGAUUAGUCCGGCAGUGGUUGGGGCUGCGCUGACUGCGCAGACUGCUUUACCGGCUUCUGCGCCUGCUGGGAAGGUCAUUGAGGAUGCGCGGUUGAUGGUUUUGCAGAAGGAGAGGGAAGUUCUUGGGAGGAUGCUUGUUCCUGCUGUUAGGAAGAAGUAA
Molecule: messenger RNA, 729 nt
Organism: Penicillium soppii
Lineage: Eukaryota; Fungi; Ascomycota; Eurotiomycetes; Eurotiales; Aspergillaceae
Product: transferase hexapeptide domain protein
Exons: 1
Coding region: 1-729 (242 amino acids)
Biological process (GO): mitotic spindle organization
Cellular component (GO): dynactin complex
Molecular function (GO): dynein complex binding
Source: RefSeq, a predicted model, not a curated record